AUGAUAGCAAUCUCUGCAGUCAGCAGCGCACUCCUGUUCUCCCUUCUCUGUGAAGCAAGUGCAGUCGUCUUACUCAAUUCCACUGACUCAUCCCCGCCAACCAAUAAUUUCACUGAUAUUGAAGCAGCACUAAAAGCACAACUAGAUUCUGCGGAUAUCCCUAAAGCCAGGCGGAAGCGCUACAUUUCGCAGAAUGACAUGAUCGCCAUUCUUGAUUACCAUAAUCAAGUUCGGGGGAAAGUGUUCCCACCAGCUGCGAACAUGGAAUAUAUGGUUUGGGAUGAAAAUCUUGCAAAAUCUGCAGAGGCUUGGGCAGCUACUUGCAUUUGGGACCAUGGACCUUCUUACUUACUGAGAUUUUUGGGCCAAAAUCUGUCGGUACGAACUGGAAGAUAUCGCUCUAUUCUCCAGCUGGUCAAGCCAUGGUAUGAUGAAGUGAAAGAUUAUGCUUUUCCAUAUCCUCAGGAUUGCAACCCCAGAUGUCCUAUGAGAUGUUUUGGCCCCAUGUGCACACAUUAUACGCAGAUGGUCUGGGCCACCUCCAAUCGGAUAGGAUGUGCAAUUCAUACUUGCCAAAACAUGAAUGUUUGGGGAGCUGUAUGGCGACGCGCAGUUUACCUGGUGUGCAACUAUGCCCCAAAGGGCAAUUGGAUUGGAGAAGCACCAUAUAAAGUAGGGGUACCAUGUUCAGCUUGCCCUCCAAGUUAUGGAGGAUCUUGUACUGACAAUCUUUGUUUUCCAGGAGUAACAUCAAACUACCUAUACUGGUUUAAAUAA
Molecule: messenger RNA, 777 nt
Organism: Puma concolor (puma)
Lineage: Eukaryota; Metazoa; Chordata; Mammalia; Carnivora; Felidae
Gene: PI15
Product: peptidase inhibitor 15
Cellular component (GO): extracellular region
Source: RefSeq, a predicted model, not a curated record